AUGUCCGUCUACAACACCGUCUACCAGGCCGUCUUCAAGAGGAACUCGGUCUUCGUCGGAACCAUCUUCUUCGGUGCAUUCGCCUUCGGCAUCGGCUUCGACGUCGCAACACAGAAGUGGUGGGACGCCCACAACCGCGGCAAACAAUGGAAGGACAUCCGAUCGAAGUACCUCUCUGAGGACUCCGAGUAA
This is a messenger RNA of Pseudozyma flocculosa PF-1, 192 nucleotides long. RefSeq lists its product as uncharacterized. Gene Ontology annotation, biological process: mitochondrial electron transport, ubiquinol to cytochrome c. NCBI's taxonomy places the organism in Eukaryota, Fungi, Basidiomycota, Ustilaginomycetes, Ustilaginales, Ustilaginaceae. The coding region runs from base 1 to 192 and encodes 63 amino acids. The record is from RefSeq and is a predicted model, not a curated record. The transcript has 4 exons.